Debaryomyces fabryi is the source of this 2859-nucleotide messenger RNA. It is a transcript of the gene VPS16, whose product is annotated as tethering complex subunit. Gene Ontology annotation, biological process: vacuole fusion, non-autophagic; intracellular protein transport; endosomal transport. Gene Ontology annotation, molecular function: actin binding. The transcript has a single exon. The record is from RefSeq and is a predicted model, not a curated record. Bases 1 to 2859 code for a protein of 952 amino acids. NCBI's taxonomy places the organism in Eukaryota, Fungi, Ascomycota, Pichiomycetes, Serinales, Debaryomycetaceae. Gene Ontology annotation, cellular component: cytoplasm; endosome; HOPS complex.
AUGCUAGCCAAUCCUAGACUUGGAUGGCAAAAGCUUCAAGACGUCUACUAUUGUCUCCGACCAUGUUACGAUACUUUAAAUUGGUCAAUUGAAAAUAUAUAUUCCAAUUAUAGGAUAGCAAUAUCGACAAACACGACACUAAUUGCAUUGGCAUCGAAGUUCGUUCCCCAUCCAAACGUCAUAGACAUAUAUUCGCUUAGUGGAAAUAAAAUAUGGUCUGUUAUUUUUAACAGUACUGCUAUAGAACAUAUAGUGGAUUAUGUAUUUAGAAACGAAGAAUUAUGUGUCAUUUUGAACAGUCAGAAGUUUAGAUAUUAUCAAGAUUUCAAAGGUAAUUUUACUGAACAUUCGUAUACCAAAGAUCUAGUAUUUCUCGAUGAUACAAGCAUACACAACCCGUUAAAUGAACAGAAUGGAAACGUAAGCGCUGAUAAUGGAGGCAAUUUUGCUCCUCAACUGCAAUUUAUAACUGAUUUAGAAAAUAACCAGCAGGAGGAAGUGUUUCAAGUCCACGAAGUCAAAAUUUGGGGAAACUUCCUAGUUUUGAAGUUGACAAAUAGGUUCAUAAUCACAAACUUAGAUACGUUCACAAACUACCAAAUUCCAUUUGCAAGCUCUUUAAUUUCCAAGAUGCAUUGUAUUAAUCCCUUGAAUUUCAAUGAUGAGUCUUUGAAUAUUCUUGUUAGUUUUGACAAGACAAUUAUUCUGAUUAAUAUAGACUUUAGUUUGAGUAAUUAUGAAAUUAUAGAUCAUGGGUUAACUGAAGGGCCUUUUACACAGUUAGCAGCUUCACCCAAUGGUCAGUUGAUUGCAUUAUUUAAUUCGCAAGUCGAAAGGAUAUUUGUGAUCAACAAUAAAUUUGACCAAGUUUUACUAGAAUAUGAUACGUCUAAUGACUCAUCUUUGCCAUACCAAGUGGAAUGGUGUGGAAAUGAUGCUAUCGCCCUCUCCCUAAAGGAUGAAUUGAAGCUAAUUGGGCCUGGGCAAAAUUCAAUUUCCUUUUUUUAUGAUAUUAUUGAUGAAGAAGACUUUGACCUAGAUUCGUUUUCAAAAAGCAAUGAUCAGGAUGAAUUUUCUUUUACUAUUCCAGUAUUUAAAACUGAGCCAGAUGGCUUAAAAAUCAUUACUAAAAAGAAAGUUGAGUUUUUAAGUCGAGUACCUGAGGUUAGCAUAAACCUACAUCAAAUUGGAUCAUCUCAUCCAAGCAGCAUAUUACUUGAUUGUAUUGAUAAAUUAUCUCAACAUUCAUCUAAGUCAGAUACUAAUAUAUCCCUCUUAAAAUCAGAUGACUCCCUUCUCCUAGCAAUUAAUGACUGUUUAAAGGCAUCUCUCAAUGAAUUCAAUCAAUCAUGGCAAAAAAAAUUACUUAAGGCAGUAUCAUUUGGAAAGACAUAUUAUGAUGAUUUUUAUAAUGCCGAUGAAUACCUAAAAACGUUGAACUAUCUUAAAGUUUUGAAUCAGUUAGGAUCUCCAGAGCUUGGAAUAUUCUUAACUUACAAUGAACUUGUAAAUAUUGGUUGGGAGGAGCUAAUCCAAAUGUUAUUGAGGAGAGAUUUACAUUUACUUGCAUUAAGAGUGAUUGAUUUACUUGAGUUGCAGAAUCUAAAAGAACUUGUAUAUAUACAUUGGUGUUGUUACAAAAUAAGAAAAGAAUUAAACAUGUCUGAUAUGGAACUUUUUGAAAUAAUUUCUAAGAAGCUAACAUCAGCUAUUGGACCAGCUAAAUAUUCGAGAAAUUAUAUAACCGUCGACAAAAUAUCAAAUGUUGCUUAUGAGGAAGGACGUAUCAAUUUAUGCAAACUAUUGAUUAAUUUUUCACCUUCAGUAGUAAAGAAAAUAAAUCAAUUUUUGAAAUUCGAGGAAAUUGAGUUGGCAUUGAUCAACUCAUUUCAAAGUGGAGACUACGAUUUGUGUCGCUUACUUUUAUUACAUCUACAUGAUGUAUUAUCGGUAUCUCAAUUUUUCAAAAUUUUAAAUCAAAACGAACAAAAAGGUUUAAUUACCGAUACAUCUGUCAAAGAAUUUAAGGAUAAACCCCCAUCCAACGAAUUCUUGUUUAUAAGCGGUGACUUAAUAGGAAAUUUUUGGGUGGAGAGUAUUGGCAAAUUUGAUAAAUCAUCCUUGAAAAGAUUUUAUAAACAGGAAGAUAAGAUUUCGGACCUCAGACUUAUAGAAUUGAAAUCUUUCAUAACAAAAUCAAGCGCUAAUGAAACAGAAAAUGAAAGUUAUUAUGAUACGUACAAGCUACAAUUGUCAAAGCUAACGGGUCGGACUACUAAUAAGAAAAGUGCAAAAAUAUACCAACGUGAAAUAGAGAUUUUAGAGUUAAAGAAACGACUUUCGGAGACAUAUCAAGUCAAUUUUUUUAAAGAGAGAUCGGUCAAUUCAAUUCUCAGAAAAUUAAUACAGAUGCAUCAGUUAAAGCCUGCCUUAAAAGUUGUAAAAGAACUAAAAAUUCCUCAGGAGAAGUUUUGGUAUUUAGUCCUAGACGUAUACGCAAAGACCAAUGAAUUUGACAAAAUAUAUCAGUUCGUGUCGCAUAGAAGUGAUACAAAAAGUGACAGACAUGUUUUAAAGUCUCCUAUAGGUUUUAAACCAUUUGUGGAAACGUUUAUGGCAUAUAAAGGACCGAAGGAUCAAAUAUCGAUCUACAUCAACAAUUGCUCUGACGUUCACUAUACUGAAAAAGUUGAUAUGCAUAUACAGAAUGAGGAUUUGAUUCUGGCUGCUAAUGAAGCAUUCAAAUAUAAAGAUAUUAACCUUUUAAAGGACAUUAAAGAAAAAGCUAUAAGCCUUGGUAAUGGGCAUGAAAAUAUUUUGAACGUAGUCAAAAGUUAUAUUACAAGAUUAGGCUAUUGA